Molecule: messenger RNA, 663 nt
Organism: Besnoitia besnoiti
Lineage: Eukaryota; Apicomplexa; Conoidasida; Eucoccidiorida; Sarcocystidae
Exons: 3
Coding region: 1-663 (220 amino acids)
Source: RefSeq, a predicted model, not a curated record
AUGCCUGUCGCCCCGCGGUUCGCGUUCUCGACGCUUUCCUCUUUGUCUUCCGCACUCCCUCUCUUCUCGUCUUCGUCUCGCGUGUCUUCUGCCUUGCCCUGCGCGGCGUUUUCUUCUCUGCGCUCGCCUGCGUCUCGUCUCUGUGGCGGCGCUUCGUUGCCUUCUUUUUGGCGCCCUUCGCCGCCUUCCGGAGGCGUCUUCUCUCCGGCCCCAAGCGCGCAGCCGAGGCGACCGGCGAUCCCGUCCCGCGAGACGGCUCUCUGGGGGUUCACGAUCUUCGUCAACCCCGACACUGCGCCAGACAACAAGGACUUGAUCGUCGGCACCUACAACCGCAUGUGCAUAUCGCAGGGACACAUUCGGCGCAUCCGCGAAAACCGCCGCCGGGUGAAGCGCGUGACGCGCGGUGAAGGGGGCAGCUUCGCAGUGCUCAAGCGCCGGAAGGAGAGGUACUGGGAGAUGCGGAAGACUCGCGAAACCGCCAGGCGCGUCCUCUGGACGGACAUCGGCAAGCUCCGCUACGGGCAACUCCGCCGGCUCAUCGAGGCCCUACACACCAACGUGACGCUCGAGGAACGAAAGCUGCGCCAGGAGACCGGCGAACAAGCGCCGCCGAGCGCGCGCGAGGCCGCCGCGCCGCUCUCUAGAACGGGAAGCCCGUAG